Messenger RNA from Parnassius mnemosyne (clouded apollo), 1506 nucleotides. The record is from the annotation of a GenBank genome assembly. NCBI's taxonomy places the organism in Eukaryota, Metazoa, Arthropoda, Insecta, Lepidoptera, Papilionidae.
AUGAAUAAUUUUAAUGUGAGUCUGAUUUUAAACACGUGUUUAAAAUUAGAUCGUGGUUUUCGUCAUAUACAGCUAUGUACUUUAAGGACUGGCAGUAAGAUUGAACAUCAAAGUCUCUUUGGUUAUGUCCGUAAUUGCUCUCGAUUAUUUAAUACAGCGCAAAUACUAGGGCAGGCACAGAAAGAUGGCAUUACAGUACUUCCAUCGCCGCAAGAGGUGACUGUUAUCCUCCGUAAAAAUGAGUACAAUAAAGAAUUUUCAUGUGGGUCUGUUAAAUCAUAUGAUUCAAAUCAGUUAGCCUCUAAUGAUCCUAUUGAAGACACAAGAAGUGAGGCUCUGUGCAAGUUGACACCAGGUAUUCUAAUGGGUGUAUAUGAUGGACACGGUGGCCCGGCAUGUGCUCAAGUUAUAUCAAAGCGGUUAUUAAAGUAUAUAGCGGCAGCCUUGCUUCCAAUGGACUCGUUAAACAAGUUUAUAAAGGAGCCUGAAGAGAGUUUAAUAGAAAUUUUUAAUGAUAGGGUAGAAUUAAUAGAAGAUCUAAAAACGGUAUAUGAUAAUAGUUUUAAACAGUAUUUGCUAGAGUUAGCAAAAACACCAAGGGAAGAAUCUGAUGUGAAAGCAUCACUGGAGAAAGGAAUCUUGCAUUUAGAUAACGAUUUGUCCAGAGAAGUCGUUGAGCCAUUCAAAAACAAUGGAGUUAUAAAUCCAAAGACACUCUCUGUUGCGUUGUCAGGAGCAGUUGUGUGCGUAUCUUAUAUCGAUGGACCACAUUUGUAUGUCGCAAAUAUUGGAGAUUGUAAUGCUGUGUUAGGUACCAAGACAGAUGAGAAUGAAUGGAUAGCAAAGAAAAUUACAAAAGAGCAUAAUUCUGAGAACUAUGAUGAACUGAAACGAAUAUGGAAUGAACAUCCUGACAGCGAGAGGAAAACGGUUAUAAGAAGGGACAGGCUUCUAGGAGAAUUAGCACCGCUUAGAAGUAUGGGCGAUUACCGAUAUAAAUGGUCUACCGAUAUUUUAUCUAAAGUCGCAGUACCAUUGAUCGGCGAAAAAGCAAUACCUGCAAAUUAUCACACCCCUCCCUACCUCACCGCGAAACCUGAUAUUUAUUAUCAUAGACUUACACCAAAGGAUAAAUUUUUAAUUAUUGCUUCUGAUGGUAUAUGGGAUAUGCUCACUCCAGUCCAAGCGGUUAAGUUGGUUGGAGAACAUAUGAAGGGAAAAGUUUUCUUCAAUCCACUCAAACUUCCCAAGAAAAACAUACAACUCAGUGAUAUCAAUGAACUUCUGCUUCACAGGAAGGAGAGUUUAAAGAGUAAACCGAAAGACAGAAAUGCAGCAACACAUUUAAUUCGGAAUGCUAUCGGCGGCACAGAGUAUGGCGUGGACCAUUCUAGAUUGGCGCAUUUGCUGAGCUUGUCUCCUGAUGUCUGCCGGAUGUUCAGAGAUGACAUGACUGUAACUAUUGUUUAUUUCGACUCGGAAUUUCUGAGACAGUGUCCGGCAUAA